GAAAAAAAAAAUAGUGAUGGAAAUUUCACUUCCAUGUUCCUUCGCAUCUGCAUCUCUCUUCAAAUCUUUUUUUAGUACAAAAUUCGAUUCUAUAACUUCGUUUCUGGAUCAAACGCAGCUGGAGAAAUUAGAUUUCUCGAGUGAAAAUGGCAGACCCAUCGAUUUUUCGAACUCUCCUUGCUCAGCUCUGUCUCUGCAUUGCUUUCUACUUAUCUCUCAACAUGGGUUAUCCUAAAAACUACGAUUUCUUGAAGAUUUGGGAUCAAAAUCCUCUUGAUUUCUACUUUAUUUCCGUCUGGGGAGGCUUACGAUCUGUAAAAGAAGAGAUCCUUCUUCUCAAACAGAUGGAGAAGAUGGCCAAGGUUUCUCAUGCAAAGUUCGUCUUGCACAUCCGUGAACCAGGGGAAAACGAUCGCCUAAUGCAGAAUGGUUCGUGGUACUUCUCAUCCCUGAAAGUUCCAUGGCACAGCAUACAAGGGUCAAGACAAAAUGGAGAUUACUUUAUUGAGCGAAUCAAGUUACAAUAUCGGCAAACAUUAGACGUCAUUGCCAUAGAUACCGGACUAUUGCAGGAGUCCGUUGCAACGGGAUCAGCAAGUGACACGGUGAACGGUCAUUUACUAUGGCUGAAAAGGACUCUGCAAGCAUCAAACAGUAACUGGCGUAUAGUUGUUGGGUUUCACCCAUUGGUAACUUGUGAAAACAAUACUCGAUCGCUGGAGACAAUGCAUCUGUUCGAGUCAAUCCAUCAAAUCUUUGUUGAAAAUAGGGUGAAUGCAUACCUUAGUAGGCGUGGUUGCACUCACAAUGUUCGUAUCGAUAGCAUAGCUUACAUUGGAGUUCCCGGUCCUAUUCAGACAAAACACUUCCCAUCUCAAAGAUCCUCCUUCAGUGAAUUCUUACUUCAGCGUGUCAGCUCACUAGAGACGGUGUUUUACUAUGUAAACACAGCAGGAGAAGUUGUUCAUAAAACUGAACUCCAGCAAAAGGGUAGAGAAGUCAUAUGAAAAAACUACUCAGUUUUACAAUGCCAAGUAAAAAAGUCCUCCAAUCUAUUAUUUCUCCCUCUCUCUCAAUUUGCUACAAAAGCAUAUGUCCUCGACCAAGAGUUUCAGAAGUUUGAACAUAUAUCAUUGUUAAAGGAAAUUUGAGAUUUUCCCCUACAAAAUUUUGACACUCUUA
Messenger RNA from Benincasa hispida (wax gourd), 1182 nucleotides. RefSeq names its product Calcineurin-like metallo-phosphoesterase superfamily protein. NCBI's taxonomy places the organism in Eukaryota, Viridiplantae, Streptophyta, Magnoliopsida, Cucurbitales, Cucurbitaceae. The record is from RefSeq and is a predicted model, not a curated record.